AUGGGAUCAAAAUCAGUUAACAUUACAAUACAGCUGAACAAUACAAAUGGGUACAAGUAUAAACCAUUAGACAUCAUUCGUGGCAGAGUUUUUUUGAGGGUUUACAAAGAGAUCAAUAUUAAAGACGUCAUAGUCAACUUCUAUGGUACUUCUAGGUCACAAUUUUAUGUGAUUGAGAGAAGAAGGAAUAUGGAUACUGGGGAAAUGGAAGACGAAAGAAUUUGCAAGACCGAAACUCAUACAGUUGCUUAUGAUGGAUGUAUCAUUUUCCCACCUCCAAACGUUAGGAGUGUUAGUAAUAAUAAAGCUUUUACAUUAACACCAGGUGAAUAUGUUUAUGAUUUUGCUUUUAAAAUUCCUUUGAGAAACAGAUGUGGAACUGGGAAACGUACUAGGGGUCAUGGUGACACAAGGUUACCUCCUUCAAUGGGAAUUACAGGUGUUGGUAGUAUCAAUUAUAGAGUCCAAGUUACCAUCAGAAGAGCUUCACGGUUCAGAUCAAAUAUUGAAGAAUAUAAAUAUCCAAAUAUAACCUGUUUUGAUCCAAUUGAGGAUAUAAUAUCAUAUGCACAGCCAUUCUCUUUGAGAAAAUCCGUUGUGCUUUCAAACCAAAUACACAAGAGAAUUGCAUUGACUGAGAAACCAACAGGUCCAGAAUCUUAUGAAAUACCAAUGAGAAAAUCAACCCGUAAGAAGUCAUCCCAUUUCAUCAAAUCAUUAUUUGGAAGCAAAGAACCACCACCAAAAUUUGCUCAAGAAUAUGACGUGCCAUUUGUUUUUGAAGUUGAAUGUUCAAGUCCGAUAUUGAGAAUUAAUCAAGCCGCACCAGACUUGAAAAUAUUUCUUAAAUCUAAAUAUGGACCUAAUACAUAUAGGGGAAUUGAUAAUCAAACAUCUGGAUUGGGUCAUUUUAUACUGGAAGAGUUUGGAAUAUAUUUGAUUGGUACUUAUAGUGUAAUUGCUGAAGACAGAUCAAUACAAAAGAGAAUAUCAUAUAGAUUAACCUUUAAAGGAAAUCUUUCAAUGAAUUUAGAUUUGGCAGAUCUGGAACCAAACCCAUUAUAUGGAACUGCAGAAGACUCAAAUCCUUUUCAAUUAGAAUUCCCAAGAUUCCUUUAUGAAAACGCAACUGUGCCUAAAGGCAUAAAACCCACAUUUGAUACAUGUAACAUCAAGGUGGACUACAAGUUAAACAUACGGGCUAGAUUUUUAGAAGAACAAAAGGGUUGGUAUAGUAAAUCAGUCGAAUUGUUCAAACCAGUCAGUGUCAUAACUGGUGUUCCAGCUCCACAAGAAUAUAUUGAAAUGAAACAGAUACCUCCUCAUUUGGCACAACAGGUGUUAGAAACUUACCCACCAGAAGCUUUUAGACGACCAGAUGAUUUCACUCCAUUAUACGAUGAUACUACAGCUGCACCUGCUAGCUUGAAUGUUGAAGAGACUGAAUCAGUUAAACAAGAUGAAAAGCAAAAACUUGAUGAACAUUAUUCUCAAGCUCAAGAGCCUGAAGAAAGCCUACCAACUUAUGGAUCAGCUACCAAAGAACAUCAAAGAUAA
Hansenula ciferrii is the source of this 1557-nucleotide messenger RNA. RefSeq lists its product as uncharacterized. The record is from RefSeq and is a predicted model, not a curated record. The coding region runs from base 1 to 1557 and encodes 518 amino acids. Gene Ontology annotation, biological process: protein transport. NCBI's taxonomy places the organism in Eukaryota, Fungi, Ascomycota, Saccharomycetes, Phaffomycetales, Wickerhamomycetaceae. Gene Ontology annotation, cellular component: cytoplasm. The transcript has a single exon.